AUGGUUCCAGUUGGUGGAAUCCUAUGCGGCCUGAGCGCCGCCGCGCUCUAUCUUUUCGGCAGGAGCAGCGGAAGGGAUGCUGAAGCUUUGAAGUCCGUAACUCGAGUGAAUCAGUUGAAAGACUUGCCUCAAUUAUUGGACGCUGCAAGCAAAAUGUUUCCUUUGGUUGUUGUAUCUGGGAAGGUCGGUUCAGAUACUCCAAUUAGUUGCGAACACAGUAGUCUACAAGGCGUAAUUAUGGAGCAAACGUCUGAGCAGUACUUUCUGAAACACAAUGAUGCUGGAUCUUGGAUACAAGAUUCAGCUUUGAUGCUCUCUAAGUGCAAAGAAGUCCCAUGGUACCUUGAUGAUGGUACUGGUCGUGUGCAUGUUGUUGGAGCACGUGAUGCCACAGGCUUGGUUCUAACAGUAGGAAGUGAAGUAUUUGAAGAGUCUGGCCGAUCCCUAGUGCGUGGGACCUUAGAUUACCUCCAAGGACUAAAGAUGCUUGGAGUCAAGACAACUGAAAGGGUUCUUCCAACUAGAAAAUCAUUGACGGUUGUUGGUGAGGCUGUUAAAGAUGGCACUGGUCCCAUCCGAAUCCAACGACCGCAUAAAGGACCGUUUUAUGUCUCCGACAAAACUAUCGAUCAGCUUAUUGCAAAUCUUGGGAAAUGGUCAAGAUUGUACAAGUAUGCCUCGCUUGGGUUUACGGUUCUUGGAUUUUAUUUGCUGGCCAAGCAUGCCAUCCACUAUAUUAUGGAGAGAAGGCGCUACCGGGAAAUUAGAAAGAGGGUUCUUGCUGCUGCAGCUGCUAAAAGAGUUGGGCAAGACGAAGAAGGUCCAGACGACAAAGCUGAGAGUGGACCAGAUAGUACCAGUAAAGAUCGGAAGAUGCCUGAUUUAUGUGUGAUAUGUUUGGAGCAAGAGUACAAUUCAGUUUUCGUCCCGUGUGGUCAUAUGUGUUGCUGUAUGGUUUGCUCGUCUCACUUGACCGACUGCCCAUUAUGCCGAAGAAGGAUUGAUCAAGUCGUGAGGACCUAUCGGCACUGA
Molecule: messenger RNA, 1032 nt
Organism: Striga hermonthica
Lineage: Eukaryota; Viridiplantae; Streptophyta; Magnoliopsida; Lamiales; Orobanchaceae
Source: the annotation of a GenBank genome assembly